This is a messenger RNA of Drosophila eugracilis, 3431 nucleotides long. Its product is annotated as gastrula zinc finger protein XlCGF8.2DB. The record is from RefSeq and is a predicted model, not a curated record. Gene Ontology annotation, molecular function: DNA-binding transcription factor activity, RNA polymerase II-specific; RNA polymerase II cis-regulatory region sequence-specific DNA binding. Lineage: Eukaryota; Metazoa; Arthropoda; Insecta; Diptera; Drosophilidae. Gene Ontology annotation, biological process: regulation of transcription by RNA polymerase II. Bases 591 to 2117 code for a protein of 508 amino acids. The transcript has 7 exons. Gene Ontology annotation, cellular component: transcription regulator complex; PcG protein complex; nucleus.
ACACACAUACACACGGCACACGCACACAGCGCAACAAAAACAUCGGGCCCCAAAAAAAAAAGACGACGGACAGAACUUCGUCGUGAAUUGUAAAAUACAAAAAAAAACGCAUUCGAACGCGCUGUUUUUUUUUUUUUUACGUGUAACUACGCAAAAAAAAAGGGCACAAGGAAUUAAGCAGCAAAAAAGAAGAAGAACGGCGCAGCAGCAACAACAACAGCAACGCCGCAUAUUUGUAUGUACGUGCAAGUGCAAGGCAAACAUAAACAACGGUGUAUGUGUGCGUUUUGCCAUAUUAUAGUGAUCACUCGAAAGGCAAACACCAAAAAAGUUAGUUUGAAACAAAACCACACACAGUUAACUUCGUGUUCACAAAUUUUAUAAAAAAAAAAAAAUAAGCCAAAAAAAAAAGGAUUAAACAAAAAGAAACAAAAAAGAAGGAGCUGAAUGCUAACCGGUAAAGAUAGCGGUAAACUGCGAGGGAGAAGGACAACGGCAACAACAACAACUAGUGCAGAGGGGCCAAAAAGCAAAAACAGCAAAGUGCAUCUUCUCCCUUCUCCUCCACAUCUUCCCGAUUUACGGUUAUAAUGGACACCAUCUGUAGAUUGUGCUUCCAAACGGCAACGUUAUUCCAAGUGCCAGGCUAUAGCAUACCCACGUGCGUCCGCUGCUCGGAGCAGUUGACAAAUAAUUCCAACUUCCAUCAGUCGGCGGCAGCCGCUGCCGCCGUUGCUGCCUCUGCCUCGGCCGCAGUCGCCGCUUCUGCAGCAGCAGCGGCCACCUCCUCAUCGACGGCAUCCUCCAGCGACAGCGACGCCAUCGCGCAGCAGCAUCAGAAUCCGCAGCAGCAACAGCAGCAGCAGCAUCAGAACUCGCAACAGCAGCAGCAGCAACAGCAAAUGCAAUCAUCCAGUUCUUCCGAGAACCUUCAGUCGCAGGACGACUCCGAAGACGUGGAUCUAAUAUUCAACGAGGAGGGCUCCUGCCCGCUAUGCAACAAAACUUUCUCGCGCAAAUCCUCGCUCAUGACGCACAUACGGAAUCACUCGGCGGAGCGUAAGUUUGUGUGCACCUACUGCCACAAAGGUUUCACGCAGGCGGCCAACUUGCGGAACCACGAACGCAUCCACACGAACGAUAGGCCAUAUCAGUGCGUGGACUGUGGCAAGACAUUCACGCAGAUCACCAAUCUUAACAAUCACCGCAGGCUGCACACCGGUGAAAGGCCCUUCGUUUGCAAUGAACCGGAGUGCGGUCGCAGUUUCGCCCAGGUGACGAACCUAAACAACCACAUGAAGUCGCACCACAAGGUACAGCAGUACUGUUGCAAUGUGUGCAAUAAGAAGUUCACGCAGGUGACCUCGCUGAAUCAGCAUUUGCAGGCGCACGCCGGGGUCACUGGCUAUUACUGUCCCCGUUGUCCGGAUAAAAACUUCAAGCUGCAAUCGCAGCUGCACACGCACAUGAAGACCCACGGACUGGCCUUUCCGUAUGAAUGCGAUAAGUGUGACGAGAAGUUCCUGCAGCAGGCGCACCUCGAUCAGCACCUCAAGAUGCACGAUGAGUUUAAGUUCAAGUGCGAUAUCUGCCCGAGCAGCUUUAAUCAGGAAUCGCUGCUAAAGAAGCACGUACAGCGCCAUGUUGAGGGGCGCUACCUCUCCUGUCCGGUAGCCAAUUGCACCGAGUCAUUUGCGGUGCGCCAGCACCUGUCCAAGCACCUGCUCACCAAUCAUGCCCACCAUGAACUGCCGCCACCCAAGCGAUCCAAAAAAUCACUACAGUCGUCACAACAGCCGCUAGCAAUGAUCGGUCAGCCAUUGUCCCUGCAACACACGACGGGGCAGCGUGGACGUCCACCGAAGAACAAGAACAAGGCGGCAGCUCUAGCCGCCACGGCCAUCAAGAUCGAGAUCAACGAACCGCUUCACAGCCAGCAUAUCAGCAAUGUCAGUGGCCUGUCCAUUCAGCAGCAGAUCAAUCAGCACAUGCAGCAGCAGGCGGCACAGCAGCAGGCGCAGCAACAGGCGCAACAGCAACAGGCGCAACAGCAGCAGCAACUACUCCACCUGCCGAUGGGUCAGGCGGUCAAGGCGCGCUUCAUACCCACUAAGUAGGUUAGUUAAGGAUGGAAAGGUCUCUCUUAGCUUAAGUCCCGAUCGAUCAGCUGCUAAAUUCCCUGAUUAGCAUAGCCAUAGCCAAAGUAGCAUCACACCCAACAUACACACACAUACAUACACUCUUGCGAAAUAUGAUAUCUGCGGAUGGUUCUGGAAUCUCUAGAAGAGAUCUCCAAAUAUUUUUUGCGUUGCUGAAAUGAUUAACAACAUAUAUUUCGUAAAUCCGAGGCUCGGUGGGCCAUUAGUGAACAGAUUUUUUUUCUAGUACCAUUUUAGUAAGCUUAUUAGCAAAAACUUAAACGUCGUGCUAUUACCUGAAAUGUUUGUUUAAAUGGUCGUAAAUGCUUUCCGAUUUCUUGACGACCAAAUCGGGAACAUUUAGAUAGAGAGUCAAUGCGAAGAUCAUAUUUUCUAGAUUUAUUAGUUUGUUCGCAAUGUCAAAGUUAACAAAAUCUUUUUUUUUCUUUUUUUUUAGUAUAACAAAAGUUUUAGAUGAAUUCGGCAUCUUUGUUAGGCAAUCGUUGGUAAAAAUUUCAUUUUUUCAAACAUUUCGGAUAGUACCAUGACAGGAAAUACAAUAUUGCUUCGGGUAGUGUUUAAAUUAAAUCUUUCUGUUACCAUUGGUUUAUAGAACAGAAUCAUUUCGAGAAUUCAAAGAAAUUAUGGAAAGGAGUAUCAGAUUUUGGCACAAGAAAAUAAUUUUUAAUUCAGCAUAGAGAUUUUCAGGACAUCCCGAAUUUAGAGUCGGCGGCAAGCUGCUGGUUCAGUUUGAUGUCAGUCUUCUUUUUUUUUUCCUGUUUAAAGAUUUUCCAACCAAAGCAAUAGCCAAAUCAAAUGUCCCCUUAAAUAAAUUUUAAAAAUGAAACAGCUAUGUAUAACAUCUAUAAAAUCGAAGAGCAGCACCAGAUUAUGACAGACAAAAUUCACAACUGAUGACUUAAAAAAUUAUGCACAUAAACAACAACCACAUCUAUAUAUACAUUUAUUAUAUAUAUAUAUAUAUAUAUAUAAACAUGAAUUCAGGUUGAGAAAUCUGUAACUUAAAUCGAAUUAAAAUUUUAAUGUAAUGCAAAAAAGGCACAGCGAAACGGAAAAUAAAAUGUUGAAAAAUCAGAAAUGCAAAUACAAAUUACCUACAAUUAAAUAUAAUAUUAUGCAUAGUGAAAAGCAACAAAAACAAGAAGUAACGAAAAAUUCGAUUAAAUUUGGUAUGUAUUUAUGUUUAAGCAUUAGCUUAAGUGUUUUUAUUUUUUUUUAAUAAACCAUUAUAAAAAAUCAACCUAAGGAAAGGAAACAAAGUUAAGAAUAUAA